AUGGCUACGGCGCGCAACGUCCAGCUGUCGACGUCCGACACGGGUGUCUUCAGCGUCGGGGUGAGGGAAGAUUCGGCGCGCGCUGCGAGUGAGGUGCUGCAGGAUGAUUUGGAGAAGCAUCAUGUCUUCUUUAAUGAUAUAGGGUUCCAUAACCACAUCGUCCAUCAUGUCCUCACGAUUUAUGCGCUGGGUGGAUCGCCGGAUGAGAUCAAGGCUGCUUAUGAGAGGGACAAGCGGUACCAGAGGUCUGUCUUGCCCACGGACGACGGUGUGGUUCAGGCAUUUCAGGACAAGGCCCAGUUCCGGCAGCAUCUCGGAAAAGAGAAGCAUUAUCCCAACUACUUGGCUUUCUUCCAGCAGGAGAUUGAUAAGAGAGGCGUGGGGGAUGUGCUGAACGAGUAUCUCUUCUCUGGAACCGAGAACGCUGAGAACAUGCUCAGUCGGCUCUUUGGGGGUCUGCUUCAUCCACUUAUCCAUCUUGGAUUCGGGAUUGAAUUUGACCAGCCGGCGAUUAUCGCAGAGGGGCUCGCUCAAACCGCCGUCCAUGACAAUUGGAUGGGUCAGUCAUAUCUCCUGCCGGUUGAGAAGGCAGCAGGAGGGAUCGGGAAGCACGGGAAGAAAACGCUCUUGCAGAUAUUGAAUGAGGCACGCGCCGACAAGAAGCUGGCUGAGUCUGCGAAGUGGGAGGACGGGAAUAAGAUGAGAGAUGGCGUUUUGAAGCGAGCGCCAGACGAAAUGAUCAAAUUUGCAGCCGAGUUCUCUGUGUCGGCAGAGCAAGUGGAUGAGAAACUUGCUGAGAUCAUCAGCACAGUUGCCUACUUCACCAGCGCUGCUCAGCGUCCACCGAAGCAGGUCAAGCUUGACUUCUUCCUGAUGCACUGCGUGACAGCAUCUAUAUUCUUCUCUAAGAUCGUGGCUCUCCCAUAUUUGGACACUCGCACCAAGCUUCGUCUACUCGAGUGGAAAGGCCGGGCGGAUCUCAUGCUCUACGUGUCCCAAGGCGCGCCGGAGCUCCUUCUGGAUGAAGUAACUACGUAUGAAGUUUCGAAAGACUGGAACACAAUCUUCCGCUUGAGCACCGCCCAGCCACGCGACGAUGGUCACUUAUCGAAGCUGGUUAGAGCUUUAGCUCAUGGCGAGAAGGCUUGCCAAUCAUUUGAGGCUCAGGCUAAGGAGCUGGGAAUUAUGGUCACCGGUGACAUGUGGCAGAAGAUUGGAAGCAUGGCUAUCGAUUCAACCAGAGAAGACCCCAUGUGGGUGCGCUCUACAGGGUUUGAGCAAGCAUGGGCAGAUUUCCAUGAUCGGUCGCGCAUGUAA
Messenger RNA from Aspergillus clavatus NRRL 1, 1317 nucleotides. RefSeq names its product questin oxidase family protein. The coding region runs from base 1 to 1317 and encodes 438 amino acids. The transcript is spliced from 5 exons. The record is from RefSeq and is a predicted model, not a curated record. NCBI's taxonomy places the organism in Eukaryota, Fungi, Ascomycota, Eurotiomycetes, Eurotiales, Aspergillaceae. Gene Ontology annotation, molecular function: oxidoreductase activity.